This is a messenger RNA of Funneliformis geosporum, 330 nucleotides long. The record is from the annotation of a GenBank genome assembly. NCBI's taxonomy places the organism in Eukaryota, Fungi, Glomeromycota, Glomeromycetes, Glomerales, Glomeraceae.
AUGCUUUUCGUUUUCCAAGAAAAGCAUUAUUGUAAUAAUUAUUUCGCUUUAAUUACUUCGGAAGAAGUAGCAGUUUCACGCCUUCUUCAAGAACGUUCUAUUCAUAGAGAUUUGCAUUCAGGAAAUAUAUUAUAUUCCGAAUAUAGUGGAGAAUGGUAUGUUAGUGAUUUUGGAUUUUGUGGACCUGCUGAUAAACCAUUAGGAAGUAUAUAUGGAAAUCUUCCUUAUAUAGCGCCUGAAGUUAUUAAUGGAAAAGGAUAUACUUUUGCAUCAGAUAUUUAUAGUAUUGAAGAUGAUCUAGACGAAUUUGAGGAUUUAAUUAUAACAUGA